AUGACAGGUGCUAGAGCGGUGAAGCAGUGGGAGAUCAGGCCCACGUCUGCUCUACGGGGGAUCAGACGCACCAGGGCCCUGAUGUGGCAGCGGAUCCGGGGACUGGUCCGGGCCUUCCGACAUGGUGUGGGAUACCCAGUGAACUACAAUGACCCGGCCCCAGAGGAACAGGAGAUGGUAUGCCUUGAGCCCAUGGGAUCAGAGCGGAUGGAGAUGCGAAAGAGGCAGAUGUCGGUGCAGCAAGAGUCGGCAGCGGGGGGAACUGCACCGGCCCAGCCGGGCCAGCCGGGCCAGCCGGGCCAGGCGGGCCAGCCGGGCCAAGCGGGCCAGGCGGGCCAGGCCAACCCACGGGGAUCAAAUGCAUGUUGCUUCUGCUGGUGCUGCUGCUGUAGCUGUUCCUGGAAUGAAGACCGGGAUGAAAGGAACCGAAAGGCUUCUUAUGACGUCCAUGAAGGGACCGCAGACUGUGAAGACUGCCCGAAGCCCACGCUGGAGGAGGUGUGCUCGUGGGGGCAGUCGUUUGACAAGCUAAUGUGUUGCCCAGCGGGGAGGAACUCCUUCCGGCAAUUUCUUCGCACCGAGUUCAGCGAAGAGAACAUGCUCUUCUGGUUAGCCUGUGAGGAGUUCAGCAAAGACGCCAAUAAGACUCCGGUAGAGGACAGGGCUCGUGUCAUCUAUGAGGACUACAUCUCCAUUCUCUCGCCUAAAGAGGUGAGCCUUGACUCCCGUGUGCGUGAGUCGAUCAACAGGAACAUGCAGGAACCCAACUUGCAGACGUUCGAAGAUGCCCAGCUGCAGAUCUACACACUAAUGCAAAGAGACUCAUAUCCCCGCUACAUGAACUCCCAAACCUACAAAAACCUGCUCAACACUCUGUCAGAGCAGUCCCCCGAACCGUAG
Messenger RNA from Cyclopterus lumpus (lumpfish), 900 nucleotides. RefSeq names its product regulator of G protein signaling 20 (gene rgs20). The transcript has 5 exons. The record is from RefSeq and is a predicted model, not a curated record. The coding region runs from base 1 to 900 and encodes 299 amino acids. Lineage: Eukaryota; Metazoa; Chordata; Actinopteri; Perciformes; Cyclopteridae.